AUGUCAACAUCUGAUAUACAGCUACUCAGCGACGACGGCAAAGUCGGCCAUAAGUCACCUGAUGUCACCAUCGGCUAUCCAGACCGAGUCUGUCCGCAGGUCGUCUUCGAGGUCGCGUACAACCAGGAUCGUGGGGCGCUAGAGCGUCUGGCAUGGGACUACAUCAUGGGCUCGUCGCACUAUAUCCGUUGUGUCUUGGGCUUGACUCCGGACUAUCUACAAUAUGACUCGCCAUUUUCCCCUUCUCCUGCUCACAAUGCGAGAGCUAGCGUGUGGCGCUCGCUUGUCGAGAUUGAAGACUAUUUGGAGAAUAUGCAUGUCAAACAAGAAACCAAAGAUCAACACCUUGGAGAAUGCAAUCCGGACCGUGCGAUAGCGGUACUCUCUUUACGGGAUCUUCUGGACGUCGCGACGCCGGAAGAGAAAGCUACAGCGCCUGGUAUCGAUUUCAAAAUUGUCGUUGCUUCUGGAGAGAUGAUUGACAUCCUCACGAGCGCAGAGCUUUGCCUAGAGAGAUCACGUAAACAACGUGAGUACCUUCUCCUGGAGAGCCAGAAUCACAACUGCAUUUGGCGGAAGCAACAUAGCACGCCUGAUGAAGACAAGCGAAAUACACAACAUUCCAAGCGAUGA
Molecule: messenger RNA, 633 nt
Organism: Aureobasidium melanogenum CBS 110374
Lineage: Eukaryota; Fungi; Ascomycota; Dothideomycetes; Dothideales; Saccotheciaceae
Exons: 1
Coding region: 1-633 (210 amino acids)
Source: RefSeq, a predicted model, not a curated record